Molecule: messenger RNA, 5136 nt
Organism: Mizuhopecten yessoensis (Yesso scallop)
Lineage: Eukaryota; Metazoa; Mollusca; Bivalvia; Pectinida; Pectinidae
Product: von Willebrand factor D and EGF domain-containing protein-like
Exons: 15
Coding region: 93-2549 (818 amino acids)
Source: RefSeq, a predicted model, not a curated record
UAACGAUUUCCUGUCAUGUCGGCACUAGGUCUACACGGAAUGGUCGCACAGGUGUAACAGUAAAAAGCCCUGGAUUUUACGCCGGUAUUAAGAUGGUGUACGAUUCCAUUGAUGUCCAGCGCGGAGAGAGGGAUGUUGUGAGGUUUUUCCCCACCGUUCCAUUUGGUUGCGAAUACAGUCAAACAUCUCCUGGAACUGACUGCUACUUGACCCUGUUUAUAUCCGAUAACACUACACACGACACGUGUGAAAGCAACACCAUUCAACAUCAGUGUACCGUACAGCUGAAAGGUCUGACAAAAGAGGACAACAAUGCAGCGAUGUCUUGGGCGAUAAAUUCUACAUUUGAAGUCAUAACAGCGGAAAGCAAACUUGGGUCAUACAAUUUAGCUAAUAGACACUUCACACUGAGACUCAGCACAGGAAUAACCUACCACACGUUUUGGCAGGAUUAUGAGUCAGAAACAGUUACAGUCAAUGUUUAUGAAAGGGAAACAUCGCAAAUGUGGCAGGGGAGGGAGUGCCAAGUCCAUUGUGAUCCUCAUCACUUGACAUUUGAUGGAAUGAGAUUCGAACUGCAGUAUCCAGGAAAAUUUCUCCUGUUUAAAAGUACAGAUCCCCCUAUGCAGGUACAGGUGGAAAUACAGUCAUGCUACAAUAGCGGUGCACCUUAUUGUGCGUGUGGUCUAGUGGCAAUAGCUGGUCAGGACAUCUAUCAAAUUUAUACUUGUUUUGGAAAAAAUAUCAUCAAAUUUGAGGCAUGCAACGACAACGUUUUAAAGGCCGAGAUGAUAUCGUCAAGAGUAUACAAAAUUUAUCUACCCACCGGGGCGACAAUCAAUGUUUUCAUACGAGGAGGCCGUUCUUAUAAUAUGAUGGACAUAGAUAUCAUACCUACUCAUCAUGAAUAUCAGGAACAAGUGACAGGUCUUUGUGGAAAUUUUGACGGAGACAAAUGUAAUGACUGCGUUAACAGGGGAGGACGGUUUCCCUGCACGACACCAGCUCCUAAUGGAUGUCGUGGGGGAUACAGCUAUCAUCCUAACGAGUUUACAUCGUCAUUUAGACUCACUGAAGAGGAAAGUUUGCUUGGCGUCAUCCCCGAUGUGAGUUUACUCGAACCAUAUCCUACGUCCAAUCAAGUGUGUGUCUGUCCUGAGGGUAGUACCAGUCUGGAUGGGACAGAGAUUGUGGGAAGCUUCAGUUCUACAACACACUGCACAUACACACAAUAUGCUAGCUGUGAGAAUAAUCAGGAUAGGGAAAUGAAGUGUCGUCAACAUCUGUUGCUGAGUAAUACCAGAGGGAAGAGAAGCGUUCAACAAAAUACUUACACGCACGAACACGAAAGGGAAGAAAGGUCUGUUGUUAUGACGGAGAGCGAAGCCACUGCCGCCUGCAGCCUUGCUCUGAUGACAUCACCCUCGUACACUACAUGUGUAAAUUUGGACAUAUCUUCCUCGGAAAUAGAAACUUGCACGGCGGAUUUGAUGCUGACUGGUGAUAGUACCUGGACAAGAUUUGCAGUGGACAGAUUUCAAACGGCAUGUCUUGAAAUUAUAGCGAAGAAUUCAACCCUUCAAGAACAAUUUCCUGAUGAAGUUAAUGCAAUCAUAAAUAACACCUGUCCUAACAGCUGUUCAGAACAAGGAUCCUGUGCAGGCGGAGUGUGCAGCUGUGAUGAAGGCUUUGCGUCAGAUGAUUGUUCCUUUAAUUUGACGUCGCCAUUGGACGUGUCUGGUCUCGAGAACGACGACUUGUGUGAUCUACGAUAUGAAUGUGACUUAAUCCUGGUAAACGGACCAGACUUCCCCUAUGGUAGAAACUACACGUGUCAAUUCACCGGUCAGAUGACUUUUGUCAAUUCAUCUGUAAGGCUAUUGGAGGUUCAAAAUGUAACAGCCCAAUACCAGAGUCUGUUUGGACUACUUUGUGAUCUACCGGAUGUCGGAACCUUACCGGGACGACUUGGUAUACAGUACAGUAUAUCUGUUGCUAUGGAUCCAUAUGAUUUCAGUACCGCCAUGACCUUUGUCGUCAUCGAUAGUCUUUGUCAGACAUUUACGUACACGGCAGGAAACAUAUCAUUUAAUAUCAAGGAUGAGUAUUGUUUCAUCAACGGCGUGUGUAUACCAGCAGGAACCGAUAACAAGGACGAUUUGUGUCAGGAAUGUGAUAGUCAAGACAGUGUCUAUACCUGGUCGCAAUCUAAAGACUGCACUGUAAGUGAUCUACUGGAGAGUACUGGAGGUGUUACUAAUCACGUGACUGUCAUUGUAGCUGUCACAUGUUCCGUUGUCAUGGUAUUCAUCCUGGUCAGUUUGGGAGUGUAUUAUUGGAAACUACACACAAACAGUAGCUCAAAAGAGAGAGGCGACUCCGUCGCAGCUGUGUAUACUGCGAGGUCGGAUGUCGUAGGAAAACUUCACUUCGAGCAACGUCACAAUCUUAACAAACCUCACCAACUUCCACCAUUAGAAGGCAAGAAAAGAAGGGUCUUUCAUACAGACAAUAAGACACUGCCGUUUCCACUAAAGGAUGAUAUCUGACAUCUUCUGUCAACAGUCAGUUUUCACUUAUCAAUGCCGUCAAAAACUAACCACUGAUUACAUAACUGGAAUUCCUCAAAGAAUAACUUAAAAAGUGGGAAAGAGAAAAGACGCAACAUGAAGCAAUCAUAUCAAACCCAAUUAUUAGACUUAUCUAACCGCGUCUUCUUAGUAAACAAAUAAACCACAUUGGCAGAGUUCACAGAAUGAUCAAACUACACUUUCUCAAGGCACCGAUGCUUGUAACAUGAUAUAUGUUGGUUAGGUUAGCUGAAACCAUAUUUCAUUCGUGUUGAUUUAAACAUAACAAUAACAAAGAAAUGAAGAUGAUUGGGAAACAAGAACUAACGUAAUGGAACUAUGAUUUUUAUGUUUAUUUUUUUUCACUGAGAGGCUCCUUUAAUAACAACAUAAGGAAAUUGAAUGUUAUGGAACUAUGAUCACAACAUUUUGUUUUUAUUUUUCACCGAGCCGUUCAUGUAAAUAUGAAUCUGUAUGGAACUGUGAUAUCUAAACUUCGCUUAUAUUUUGGACUGGACCUGUAAAGAUAACGUAAGGAAACCGUUGGUUCUGGAACUGGGAUAUCUCAUAUGUUUGUUUGUAAUCAGUUUUGCACCGUAUGACACCUGUAUUACUUAUAAAGAGACUGUAUGCUAUGGAACUGUAAUAUCUGAAUUAUAUUCAUAUUUGCAUUGUAUGACACAUGUAAAAUGUAUGAAGAAACAGUGCUUAUGGAACUGAGAUAUCUAAAUUAUGUUUUAUUUUGCACUGUAUGACACGUGUAUUACGUAUGAAGAAACAGUGUUUUAUGGAACUGUAAUAUCUAAAUUAUAUUUAUAUCUGCACUGUAUGACACGUGUAUUACGUAUGAAGAAACAGUGUUUUAUGGAACUGUGAUAUCUAAAUUAUGUUUUAUUUUGCACUGUAUGACACCUGUAUUACGUAUGAAGAAACAGUGCUUAUGGAACUGUGAUAUCUGAGUUAUAUUUUAUUUUGCACUGCGCGACACCUGUAUUUCUUAUGACUAAAUUGUAUUUUGUGGAACUGUGAUAUCUAAAUUAACUUUUAUAUUGCACUGCGCGACACCUGUAUUACGUACGAAGAAAUUGUAUUUUAUGGAACUGUGAUAUCUACAUUUUGUAUUAUAUUUUUGCACUGUUUGAUACCUGUAUCUUUUAUGUGAAGAAACUGUAUUUUAUUGACUGUGUAUCUAACUCAUAUUUGAAUUUUGCACUGUUUGACAUCUGUAUUUUUUAUGUGAAGAAACUGUAUUUUAUGAAACUGUGAUAUCUAACUUAUAUUUGAUUUUUGCACUGUUUGACACCUGUAUUUCUUAUGAAGAACGAUGUGUUAUGGAACUGUGAUAUAUUUGUACCUACAUUUUGUUGUACGUUAACGCUUGUUCCUAACACAAUUUGUUUCCUUUCCAUUGACAGCACUUGUAAUAAUGAUGUUAUGAAAUGUGAUGCUAUAUUUUUGUACUAUAUUGGUUCAUGGUUCAUGGUGGUCGACGUCUUCGUAAGCAUAGUAUUGCUUCUGUUGACGCUUCUUCAUAGUUGUUCACAUAUUUACGGGUUGUGCAGAGGACGCGUAUAUACUUAUAUUACAUAUUAGUAGCACGAUGGUAAAAACUUAAUAUGAUGGUUGACCCAAUGUUUAUUGAGUCAAGAUUUAAAAACAUUUAAGGUUGGGGAAUCUACCACAAUUGUAGGGAGUUGAUUCCAAGUAUUUACAAUUGUAGUGUUGAUUUCUUAUGGCCUUUAUGGCUUUGUUUCUUGCAUCUUUGUAUUUGUUAAAAUUCUCGUUAGUUUUACAAUGAAGGUAAUAGUUUUUUAUUCCAGUUUUGCGCAUGGUUCAGUUAGCUUACAUGACAAACUUAGAUUUGCAUCUUUCAUCCGAUUAAUACCUUAAUAGUACAAUAGUAUACGCCCGUCAAAACUUUAAGUCUGUCUGUCUGACUGCCCGUCUACACUUUCAAUUUAACGUGCUUAAAUCGUUUGAUUUUGAUGAAAUGCAGUUAUUAUGUAAAUUAUACAAAGACUAGCGCUAAGUUUGAAGAUUGUCAAAUCCCGUCCUUGAUUAACAUGCAUAGUGCACUAUGAAUGUUCGUCAGUUUCCGUACAAUAAAUUGAUAAAUAUGACUAACUACUGAUGAAACUUCGUCAAUAUUCAUAUCAUACUGAGGCAAAAGCUUAUUUUAAAAUUGACUAAUAUCUUCCCAAAGCUUUAGAUAAGCGUAUAAUGACCCCUCCCUCCAUGAGGUAAAUUAACCAAAUUAAUAUCGGAUUUGCACAGAAUUUUGGGGAAACAUUGACUACUUAACCUUUUUUCAUUCCAAACAAAUGUAUAAGGUAUAAGUAUAUGUUUAUAUAAAUUGCAAGUGUCUGAAAUAGUGGCUAUUUUCCCUGUGUGUUUACUUCCAAAUAGUGUCUAGGUUUAAGUAAUUAAUGAACAAAUACAAUUCAAAACUAACAUUUGAACAACAAUAGUUGGAGUGCUAAGACGCUUUUUGGAAAAUUUCCUGACUAGCAUGACAAAAUGUGGUCUUAUCUACGUAAGCCUUUUUAUAAUUAAAAUAUAUUAACAA